Molecule: messenger RNA, 2307 nt
Organism: Pyricularia grisea
Lineage: Eukaryota; Fungi; Ascomycota; Sordariomycetes; Magnaporthales; Pyriculariaceae
Exons: 1
Coding region: 1-2307 (768 amino acids)
Biological process (GO): L-serine biosynthetic process; dephosphorylation
Cellular component (GO): cytoplasm
Molecular function (GO): magnesium ion binding
Source: RefSeq, a predicted model, not a curated record
AUGACUCCCAAAACAAAUGCAACGCCUAACAUCAUCGGCAUCUACGGCCUCCCUGGCGCCGGCAAGACAACUAUUCUCUCGCACCUCCGCCUGACCGGCGAGACAUCCCCCGCGCACUACGAUUACUACGAAGGCUCCGAGGUCAUCGACUCAGUGGUGGAUGGCGGCCUAGUAGCUUUCAAGCAGCUGCCGCACUCCGAGAAGCAGCGGCACCGCGCGACCGCUAUCCGGCACGUUGGCGAAGAGGCCCGCCGCAGCGGCAAGGGCGCCAUCGUAGCCGGCCACUUCAUGCUGCCCGUGACUUCUGGCAAGUCCGACGACGACCUCUCCACAGAGCUGCAGAAGGUCUACACGGACGCCGACCUCACCACCUUCACGCACGUCAUCUACCUUAAGGCGGAACCGGAGGCGAUAUGCAGGCAGCGCGCCGGGGACGAGAAACGCGCGCGCAAGGCGCUGCCGGUUGACGAGCUGAGGAGGUGGCAGGAUGCGGAGAUUAAGGGGCUUUUCGAGCUGUGCAUCGAGCACGGGAUCGUGUUUGCGGUUGUUAUAGCGGCCGAGGGGAGGGCAGUGCGUCGCAUCGCGGAGCUGUGUGCGUUUUGGAGCAUGGGGGAGGACAGCAAUGUGGAUGCUGCUUUGGACAAGGUUAGGGAGGAGGUUGAUGACGCCCGGCUCGAGCGGGCCAAGACCAUCGUGGUGUUUGAUGCAGACCGCACUCUCGCCCCUUACGACUCUGGGUCGAUGUUUGUCUGCGAGGCUGAUGCGAACGGGUAUCCCGGACGACAAGACGACGACAUGAGGGGGGUGCUCAAGAGGGUCUUCAGCGGCCCGCUGGGCUACUCGCACCGUGCCUUCCAGCAGGUUUCGGUCCUACUCGAGGGCAUGGUCUACCGUACCGCGUACAGUCUAGAGCUCCAGGACGUGUACGACACCACCUGCGAUCUCGUAGCUGACGAUAUCAGAAUGUACGAGGAUAUGAUCAUCCACCUAGGCCAGCUGACCUGGAACCCAGAAAUCCUGCCAGUGGUGGUGACAUGCGGCGUCGGCCGGGUGUGGGAGAAGGUUCUCGAGCGGGAGAGGCUGCAUGCCCCUGUACUCGGUGGCGGGCGGGUCAAGGACGGCUACGUGGUCACGCCAGAGGUCAAGGCCGCCGUUGUGGAUUGGCUGGCCACGAGCGACUGCGACAGCCGUCGAGAAGUGUUUGUGUAUGGCGACAGCCCGCUCGACAUUCCCAUGAUGGCCCGCGCAGACCACGCUUUUGUGGUGGUUGGGGAUGAAAGGACGAGGAGCUCUACGAUGGAUACGGAGGUGGAGAAGGCCGUUCGAGCCAAGCUUUUCCGCAAAUCUAGGAAUAAGAAGUUUGACACCCACGUUUCACAAGUCCUGAUGACUUCGAGGAGCAUCCCGCGUCCGGGUCUACCUGUUACGGAGCUGGAGUGGCCUCACGAGUGCGCCGUGCGACAGAAGUCAUCCAGGUUGGGCUGUCUAAAGACCUCAUUCACCGACCUCGUGGAAACGACCAAGAGACGAGGCAAGGAGCUAUGCAAGAUCGACGAAUUGGAGUGCUACUCUCACUCCUACUACUCGGACUCGUCCAUCUGCAACAGCAGCUACUCAAGCAUAGGCCAGUACACCGUACUUAGCUAUGAGCGGCAGGACGACACCGACGUGCCCAUCUACGUUGCCUCCUCGUCAGCCUCCUCGCUCCUCUCCUCGCCGAUGCGCGACGCCUCCCUCGCCGGCCCGGCGCUGCAGGAGGCCCACGUGCAGGCGGGCCGGUACCUGGCGACGCAUCUCGUCUCCGAAGUACUCGGUCUGGAGGAGUACACCAUCCCGCAUGUGCAGGGAAUGGGCACGAUCGGACACCGGCUCCGGAACGAGGUCUCGACGGUGAUUGUCGCUAUGAUGCGUGGCGGCGAGCCGAUGGCCAGGGGCGUCCAUCAAGCGUUUCCUCUGGCCAGGUUCCUGCAUGCCAAGCAGCCGACGGAGCUUGAUCGGAGGGAUAUCUCGACGCCAGUUACCAACAUCUUGCUGGUGGAUUCGGUCAUUAACACGGGCAAGAGCAUUCGCGAGUUUGUCGAGCACAUUCGGCGCGUCAAUUCCAAGGCCAGUAUUCUGAUCGUGGCUGGUGUUGUUCAGAGCGGGGCUAUUGAGUCGGAUGGUGGUGGAGAGACGAGCCUUCGGGAGGUGUGGAGCGGCCAUGGCGACGUGAGCAUGGUGGCGCUCAGGGUGUCUGAGAACAAGUACACUGGACAGGGAGGUACUGAUACGGGUAAUCGGCUUUUCAACACGACGCACUGGGCAUAG